Molecule: messenger RNA, 609 nt
Organism: Pseudogymnoascus verrucosus
Lineage: Eukaryota; Fungi; Ascomycota; Leotiomycetes; Thelebolales; Thelebolaceae
Exons: 2
Coding region: 234-485 (83 amino acids)
Source: RefSeq, a predicted model, not a curated record
AGCGAGUACUCGCCCACUAACCUUGAUCUCGACAAGUAAACACUUCACGUGUGUAGCAGAGACUGGCAUGACGUAAGGGAUAUUCUCCUUCCCCGCCUUUUUACCGUUCUAUAAGACGUGAGCCGCUCCGUUCUAUUGUCUGUCAGGAGUCAGUUCAACAGUCAAAGUAUUAAGUCAUAUUUUGCCCUAGUUGUCUAGACACGGACAUUACUUUAAAGGGUUACAAACUCAUUAUGGCAGAAACACCGCACACAACACGCAAAGAGGGGAUUAUCCACAAGCUUUUCCAUCAUAAACACCCUCAGGAGAACAGGCAGCAGGGAAACGAGAGUCAUCCAGCCGAUGCCAAGGAGCUACAGAAGAAUGAGAAUGAGAUCGGCAAGCUAGAAGGUGACAUCAAUAAGGACAAACAGGAGUUCAAAGACUACCUCAAGGAGGAUAAGAAAAUGGAAAAAGAAGGUGAUGAGUAUGGAGGUUUGAUGUAGAUAAUUAUAUGCCGGGUAUUUUGGAGAGUAACUCUACUAUUGCCGAACCUUACGGGGAUGAGAACAUCAUAUGUGGAACAGCAACUUCAUGUGCCAACUUAGGCGAGAAUGCUUAUUAUCUGAG